UAGUAGCUACAUCAUUCCUAGCAAUUAUGAUACCCAUUAUAUAUUAUUUUGAAUUGUGGGUAGUUUUACCAUCAGUGCAUAAUCCUGGAACACUUAUGCAUGGUAUACAUUUUGCUCUUGGAUCAUUUUUAUUGUACAAUGUAACAAGUAACUUUUUGGCUGUAAUUCUAUGCGAUACUAGCCUCAAAGGAGUAAUUCUAUCUCCUGAUGAUAGCAAAUCUCGAAGAUUCUGUGCAUCUUGUGAGUGCUUUGCACCACCCAGAUCUUGGCACUGUAACAUUUGUAAAACUUGUAUUCUUAAAAGGGACCAUCACUGUGUAUUCACAGGCUGCUGUAUAGGACAUAGGAAUCACAGAUUCUUUUUUUAUUUGGUAUUGUAUAUGUUCAUUGCAACAUCUUAUGCGACAUAUUACAACACCUUUUUUGUACUAGAACGAGUAAGCUUUAGAAGCUGGUGGGAUAUCUCAAAAAUUAUAUUUCCAUUUGCAAUGCUCGCUGUAUAUCCUUCUGCAGAGCAAAUAUAUUUAGCAUUAUUUCAAUUAACAAUAAUUGGGCUGGCCUUGACUGCAAUCUUGUUUGCAUACCAUUUCAAUCUACUGAAGAAUGGAACAGUCGUGUAUGAAAGAAAAAGCAGACUGUAUGACUUUGGAUUUAAAAAGAAUUUGCACACCGUUUUUGGUGAACGGUGGUAUUUGACAUGGAUCUCUCCAACUAUUGAAAGUUAUUUACCUCAUGACGGUAUUCAUUGGGAUAUCAAAAGUACUAAUAAAGGAAAAUAAGACAAAUUUUGAAAAUAUAUUUAAUUAAACUUAUGCAU
Messenger RNA from Ctenocephalides felis (cat flea), 817 nucleotides. Its product is annotated as probable palmitoyltransferase ZDHHC24. The record is from RefSeq and is a predicted model, not a curated record. Gene Ontology annotation, cellular component: endoplasmic reticulum; Golgi apparatus. Gene Ontology annotation, molecular function: protein-cysteine S-palmitoyltransferase activity. The coding region runs from base 27 to 779 and encodes 250 amino acids. The transcript has a single exon. NCBI's taxonomy places the organism in Eukaryota, Metazoa, Arthropoda, Insecta, Siphonaptera, Pulicidae. Gene Ontology annotation, biological process: peptidyl-L-cysteine S-palmitoylation; protein targeting to membrane.